This is a messenger RNA of Lynx canadensis (Canada lynx), 2027 nucleotides long. RefSeq lists its product as uncharacterized. Lineage: Eukaryota; Metazoa; Chordata; Mammalia; Carnivora; Felidae. The record is from RefSeq and is a predicted model, not a curated record. Gene Ontology annotation, molecular function: protein binding.
CAAGGCAUUUUCAUUCUGUAAAUGAAAGAAUGAACUUGCUGCUGACAGGUGGGAUGGAUCGAAUCAUUCAAGUCUGGAAUCCUUAUCUGCCUGGAAAACCAACAGGUACGCUGAAAAGCCACACAGCUCCAGUGAUCGACAUCCAUGCAUCUGCUGAGGAUAACGAAAUAUCUUCCAGGUCCUCGGACAACACUAUUAAGAUCUGUCUGGAAACAGACAGCCGCUCGUUUAUGGCCUCCUCCAAAGCCAGUGGUAUCCAGGGGGAGGGCGCGGCCUGCCUCUAUCUCCCCCACCCCAGAGCCCUGCGUGUGGCCACCAACACGAUUGCACCCCUGCACCUGCGACUCAGAUCUCCCCCGGAGCCUUCCCUGGUGAUUUCCCACCAAGAGCCCGCGGUUUGCUACCGCUACAACCGGGCCUUCAGGCAAGUGGUCAGCUGCACGGAAGCAUCUGUGGUGAAAGUAUGGGACUUUGAAACAGGAAUUGUUUCUGGAUUUACCGGGGCUCAUGGCAAUGCUGGAAUCAUUCUGACCUUUGACUCCAGUGGAAGAAGGCUAGUCACUGGGGGCAGAGAUGGCUGUCUGAAGAUAUGGAGCUCCAACAACGGACAUUGUCUGCACACACUGAAACAUGAUGAAAAGCAAAGUGAAGUCUGUGAUUGUACCUCCUUGGAGGUGAACCAAAAUAAGUGCAUCAUAGCUGUUGGAUGGGACAGGAGAAUAAAUGUGUAUUUUGAUGCACCAUGUGACUUUCAUCACUUCUGGAAGCCGCAGCCACACUGGCAGGAUGACCUGAACCAUGGGCACAAAGAGGACAUCCUCUGUGUGGCUCAAUGCCCACCUUUUCUUCUCAUGACUUCCAGUUACGAUGGAGAGGUCAUCAUUUGGAACAUCAUCUCAGGCCACAUUUACUGCAAGCUGAACACUCCCAGCCCCUCUCAUGGUUGCAGAAGAAAGAACAGAGUCCAGGCUUAUCUUUCCCAAGUCGCAGUCUGCAGCCACUCAUCUGCCAACAGCCAGGGGACCCACUACCUCAUACCCAUGGAGCCCCAACAGGGGAGACACAAGGCACUGGUGAUUUUGCAUAAAACUGCAGCAUUUAUUGCUUCAAGUUAUGUGACUGUUGGCUUUGAGAAACUCCUUUUCUGCUCCCCAAAUGCAAAGCCAGCCAUCGUUACCAAUAAUUCACAUUUCUACAUUGCAAAAAACGAGGUGAAAACUCAAGGAGAAAAACGUAAAGAGAGCUCCUUGCCCACAACCUCAAGUAGCAACGUUCUUUGUGGUUCUCACAGGUUUCAUCUAAGCCCAGAUCGGAGCAUUUCCUGUCUUGCCCUCUUGAAGACUCGAGCAGCCAAGUUUGAAUCAGUGGCCACUUCCCUAAUCACCAAUGGGCCCCAAGGUUCUGUCACCUUCUGGAGGCUGUUCGGUGGGGCCCGUCCCAUUGCAAACCUCACUCCUAUAAGUUGGACAUCCAGAGACAAAGCACAGGUCAGCAGCAUCGCAGUGACAGCAAGAGAUGCCCUCGCCUACGUGGCCGAUGAGGAAGGCUUUGUGCACGUCUAUGACAUCAAAGAAUAUGGCCUGCAGGGACCCGAGCUGCAGUCCCCCAAGAGAACCUUUGGGCAGCAUAGCCCCUGGGAUAUUUUCAUUCCUGCCUCCCGGAGCCACCCUAGAGUGCCCUAUGAAAUUUUGACAGAUCCCCAGAGCAUGCCUGCUCCCCCAGUGGUGGAAGGGGAUGUUGCUGCUAUGCACAAAGGAAAGGAGGAGCGAGACAGUGUGGUGGAGGAAAAGGCUAAGUGUUCCUUCUUCCGGCCUGAAAAAACGCCUAAGCCUUGCUCUCCAGAAGACUCCAUCCUUGAAGUUGAACUGAAACAAGACAUAAAUCAAUGGUAUGCAUUUUGCAAUGGCAGCUGCCAGGGCCUCCCACCUUCCAGACAGUGUGAAGAAACAGAGGCAUGGCGAACAGACGUCCAAGACAAAGGGGAGGCACCUCCCAGCCAGAUCAGCAACCUUUAUGGACUUUUCUAG